AGUGACAACAAUAAUAAUAAAAACAAAAGCAAACAAACAGAAAUUAACAAAUUGUAUGUAUAUACUUAAAAAGCAUAUGAAUCGUUUGAUUGAUAUAAAUGAAUAUGCAGCCCAGCAGCAGCAAGAAUACCUCGAUUUGAAUCGCAAUCAAUUGCUACUUAAGGAGCUGGUCUCCCGUCGCGGUCUGCCAGUGUUGGAUAACAUACCCUCGGGUCUGCAGCGUACCAAGGAAAUUUUAUCCGGCAUACGUGAUCCACCGUCCAAAAUAGCUUCUAUAUUAGACACUGUACGCGGCGCUUUUGAUCGCGUCAAUCCCCAAAGCGAAUUACUUACUGUGGAACAGUGCAAACGUGCUCUCUUACUUUUAGGCUAUGCUCAGAGUUUAGUUAAUUUAGAUAAUCUAAACAAGAUAAUAAUCAAUCAACGCGAAUCAUUAAAGCUGCUGCAAAAAGCAAAUGAUGCCACAGCUGCCAACUUGCAGCACGAGCUCAUCGAUUUUGAUUUAUUCUGCGUCAUCUCGGCGUAUCUGUCGGUGCUGCAACAGGAAAUACACGAAAGCGGCUGCAUAUCGCCCAUUAAAGGCACCAAUGUGCCACCGCCGCAGGUUUACUUUACAAAUGCGCCUGAUGUGGACAUUUAUUAUACAGCCAGCAAGAAUAUUUCACGCACUUCGAGCAACGCCAGCGUGCCCUCGAAUAGCAGCAGCAGCGGCAUUGGACAUGAGCUGGAGCGCCAGCAGCUGUUCGAGCAGCUCAGUCGCAAUCGGGACAGCGGCACUUCAUCGCCACAGCCUACGCUAGAAACUAAAGCAGCCGCUCCCACCACCACCACCACCAACACCACCACCGAGGAGGAGGAAAGCGACUCAAAUGAUUCAGUUUUCAGCAGCAGCAGCAGCAUAGCCAGCGCUGGUGACGCCUUAUGCUGCUCUGGACUGGAUCUACGUGAUGUCUAUUUAGGCGGCAGCUGCGUGCUGCGCACCAAAUGGCGUCAGCAGCUAGCCACGCCCUAUCUGCAAGCCAAGGGCGUUAGUUUUCAUGUGCCCGCCUUGCAUGAGAGCAUACAGCAGUCGCUUAACCAGGAGCCACAGCGUCCAGCGGAGCAGCAGCAGCAACGUUCGUUUGUGCGCACGCGUCGCAAGUGUCGCGGCAAUCAGCUGCAGCUGGAGGAGCAGGAGGAACUGCAUGUGGCUGAGGAGUCGCUGAGCUGGUCACUGCCACCCAUGGCCGUGCGCCAUAGCUUAUACAAUCCAGCGCUGCUUGACUCCAGUCGUGUGCUGCUCUUUGUCAUCACCAAUGAAACGCGUUCGUUGGCGCCCAUGACGCUCGCUGCUCAUUGCAUUGGACUCAUGUACAAUGUUGUGCUGGCAGUGCAAAUGCUGCCCGAAGACUGUGAGCUGGGCGGAGAGAAGCUCACCACAGCUGCCAUUAAGGAUUACAAUCGCGGACGCUCGUAUCUCAUCGAUCUGGCCAAGCGUCAGGGUGUGCCUGUCUUCAAUGAUAUCCAAGCUGCCUUGGAGUGCACUGUGGCCAAAGUGCAGGCGUAUAAUAAUCGCGAACAUUGCUAAAUUCUCGUACCUGUUUACACAAGUUCCAGCACGUGACAAUUUUAAGCUUAAUUUUCUUUAUUUUAGUGCAAUUUAUGUUUCAUAUUUUUCUAACUAUAAACAACAAUUACUUAACGCAAAUGUGUCUUAAUUGUAUUUAAGUCGAAUUAUUACUCUUGUACUAAAACUAUGCUACGCGUCCUCCCACACACACACACACACACACACACACACACACCACACACACUAUUCUAAUAAAUAUACGUAAUAUUUUAUAAACAAACAAAAGUACCCUAAACAAAUGUCGUCGCCCAGAAAGCGCAUUUCAAAUUCAACAAAAGCAUUAGCUUUGUAUCUAAUUUAUUAUUUAUUUAACAUAGCAUAACAUAAUGUACUUGCUGUAAAUAUUUAAUCGUACCACUUGCCUAUAUAAUUUUAGUUUAUAAAUCCAAAAAAACGGAACAUAUUUUAUAUAUAUUUAGUGAGCAUUAAACCAUAUACAACAUACAACAUUAUAUACUUAAAUUACAUAUAAUUUAGUGGUCCAAUGUACCAAAUUAGCCAGCAAAAAUAUCUCAAUAAACAAGUUUUUCUAACAU
This is a messenger RNA of Drosophila busckii, 2145 nucleotides long. RefSeq lists its product as uncharacterized. The record is from RefSeq and is a predicted model, not a curated record. Bases 56 to 1567 code for a protein of 503 amino acids. Gene Ontology annotation, cellular component: plasma membrane. The transcript is spliced from 6 exons. Lineage: Eukaryota; Metazoa; Arthropoda; Insecta; Diptera; Drosophilidae.